AUGCCAGUCCUCGCCAGCUCCGACGUCCCCUCACUCUCCCUCCUCUACCGGCUCAAGAAGCUCUGGCCGGCUUCCCCCGGCUCUAGCCCGCCGCCCACGCUGCUCGGCCCCAAUACGAGCACCGGCCUCCCAACCCCGUCCAAAUCGCUCAACGACCGCGUCGCGUUGUGGCGCGGUGACAUCACGAGGCUGCAGGUCGACGCUAUCGUGAAUGCGGCCAACCGCUCCCUCCUCGGAGGCGGCGGCGUCGACGGCGCAAUCCACCGCGCGGCCGGCCCCGACCUCUACGAGGAGUGCCGCACGCUGGGAGGCUGCGAAACAGGCUCCGCCAAGAUCACGAACGGCUACGAACUGCCAUGCCGGAAGGUCAUCCACGCGGUGGGGCCCAUAUACGACCCCUUCAAGCCCGAGCAGAGCGAGCGGUUGCUGACGGGGUGCUAUACGCGUUCCCUGGAGCUGGCGGUGGAGAAUAGGUGCCGGAGCAUAGCUUUCAGCGCGAUCAGCACGGGCGUGUAUGGGUACCCCAGCCAGGACGCGGCGCCGGCGGCGCUGAGCGCGAUACGCAAGUUUCUUGUUGGGUCGCAGGGCGACCAGAUCGACCAGGUGGUCAUUGUGACCUUCGAAAUGAAGGAUUUGGAAGCUUACAACCAGUUCAUCCCGCUUUACUUCCCUCCCGUACCCGAUCAUGAUGGCCAAAAGGCCGAGCACGAAAAUCAGAUACAGGAGGCAGAGGCUAGACUUGAUGCUGAGGCUGAGGCCGUUGCGCGUGAGCUCCCUAACGCUCCGACAUCUGACCCCUUCGAUGCCGCUCACGCUGGCAAGAAGCAGAAGCACAAAGAUGAUUAA
Chaetomium strumarium is the source of this 846-nucleotide messenger RNA. RefSeq lists its product as uncharacterized. NCBI's taxonomy places the organism in Eukaryota, Fungi, Ascomycota, Sordariomycetes, Sordariales, Chaetomiaceae. The transcript is spliced from 2 exons. Bases 1 to 846 code for a protein of 281 amino acids. The record is from RefSeq and is a predicted model, not a curated record.